AUGUCGGCUACCGGAGAAGUUGAGAAUCUCGCCAAGGAACAUUCGCAGCCAGCGGUGAAACCUGUCAAAGAGAAGAAACCAAAGGAGAAAAAGCCUAAAGCUACAAAAAAUGCCUCGCAUCCUCCUUACUUUGAGAUGAUUAAGGAGGCUUUGGUGGCACUGAAUGAGAAGAGUGGAUCAAGUCCAUAUGCAAUUGCAAAGUACAUGGAAGAUAGGCACAAGGCAGUGCUUCCUUCGAAUUUUAGGAAGAUUUUGGGGCUCCAAUUGAAGAACUCUGCAGAAAAGGGAAAACUGAUAAAAAUCAAGGCUUCGUACAAGUUAAUUGAGGCUAAACCCAGUAAGAAGGAGGCUGCAAGGAAGCCGAAACAAUCUGCUGCGGUGAAGGCCAAGAAAACAGGUGUGAAGAAGGUUAAAGCUGUGAAAAAGGCGAGUCCAGCAAAGCCGAAGCAGCCCAAGAGUAUUAAGCCUAAGAGGGCAAAGAAGGGCGUUGCUUGA
Molecule: messenger RNA, 495 nt
Organism: Fraxinus pennsylvanica
Lineage: Eukaryota; Viridiplantae; Streptophyta; Magnoliopsida; Lamiales; Oleaceae
Source: the annotation of a GenBank genome assembly